UCUCCACAGCGGCAUGGAGGCCUGUGUGUCUUCACUGCUGGUGCUGGCCCUGGGGGUCCUGUUGAUAGCUCCUUUGAGACCCAGAUCAUCGGGGGCCGGGAGGUGAUCCCCCACUCGCGCCCAUACAUGGCCUCACUGCAGAGAGAUGGCUCCCACCUGUGCGGGGGUGUCCUGGUGCACCCAAAGUGGGUGCUGACAGCUGCCCACUGCCUUGUCCAGCGGAUGGACCGGCUGAGGCUGGUGCUGGGGCUCCACACCCUGGAUGACCCCGGUCUCACCUUCCACAUCAAGGCAGCCGUCCAGCACCCUCACUACAAGCCAGUCCCUGCCCUGGAGAACGACCUCGCGCUGCUUCAGCUGGACGGGAAAGUGAAGCCCAGCCGGACCAUCCGGCCGCUGGCCUUGCCCAGUAAGCGCCAGGUGGUGGCUGCAGGGACUCGGUGCAGCAUGGCCGGCUGGGGGCUGACCCACCAGGGCGGGCCCCUGUCCCGGGUGCUGCGGGAGCUGGACCUCCACGUGCUGGACACCCGCAUGUGUAACAACAGCCGCUUCUGGAGCGGCAGCCUCUCCCCCAACGUGGUCUGCCUGGCGGCUGACUGCAAGGACCAGGCUCCCUGCAAGGGUGACUCGGGCGGGCCCCUGGUGUGUGGCAAAGGCCAGGUGUUGGCCGGAGUCCUGUCCUUCAGCUCCAGGGUCUGCACCAACAUCUUCAAGCCCCCCGUGGCCACCGCUGUGGCGCCUUACGUGUCCUGGAUCAGGAAGGUCACCGGCCGAUCGGCCUGAUGCCCUGGGGUGACGGGGACCCCCCUUGCUGUCUCCACAGGACCCUUCCCCUCCAGGGGUGCAGUGGGGUGGGUGAGGACGGGUGGGAGGGACAGGGAGGGGACCAAUAAAUCCUAAUGAAGAAACGCUCAGA
Molecule: messenger RNA, 916 nt
Organism: Nomascus leucogenys (northern white-cheeked gibbon)
Lineage: Eukaryota; Metazoa; Chordata; Mammalia; Primates; Hylobatidae
Gene: GZMM
Product: granzyme M
Exons: 5
Coding region: 127-783 (218 amino acids)
Biological process (GO): proteolysis
Molecular function (GO): serine-type endopeptidase activity
Source: RefSeq, a predicted model, not a curated record